UGCAGUGUCUGAUAUGAAAGCUGAGGCUUUGGCCAACUUGAAAAAGCUGGUUCGCAACAGAAGGAACGUCCCCGUCUUGGCUGUGCCCCAGUUCCAACGUGUGCCUGACUUCUGGGGAUGGUACAAGUACUUUAUGGAUGCACACAACCAGGAGGGAGUGGAGGACCUUGACCGUUUAUACCUGGCCUACUUGCAAAACAAGCACAGGUCCGAGGAAGGACCCACCUUCAAUCAUUACCUCAAACAUCUUAGUGAAAUCUACAAAGCUUGUGCUGAUUCUGAUGAUCCAGAAUGCAUAGCUGAGUCUACCAGCAAGCCAAAAGCAGCUGUGGUCAUGCCUGCCUCCAUUAGGUCUGGUGCUAUCAGGAUGUGCAACCCCUACAUUGACCCCUACUGCACCUAUGCCCUUGAUACCAAGGCUGGUGCCCCUGCGCUAGCUCCAGCCAAGGUUCCAGCUCCCAUCCUCAGUCCUGUUCAACCCAUGUCCAUGUCGAGCCCCAUGGGGUUCUACCAAUACGCCCCCAUCCUGGAGCCCUUCCUGAACGCCGAGCAGAGGAAUGAGCUGCUCAGGAUCUGCCAACCUGAGGAUGUGGAAUGCCUGCAGUAUCACCUGAGAUCUGCAUACGGGUAUCGCCCGGCCUUUGGUCCGGCUCCAUCUUAUGCUGCGCUCAAAUGUGACCCCAAAGACCCCUACUGCACGCCCCGUCUAUUCCAGAAGUCUGCUGGGGCGUCACCUAAAGAGCAGCACUGCAACCCUCUCUUUGAUGGAGACUGCAACCCUCUGACCGCCACCAGGUUCUCCAGCUUCACCAAACCCAUCGUGAAGUACGUCCCCAAGGGUGAGCCAGUUUCUCCUGCUGCUCCUCUGACCUGCGACCCUCGCACCAACCCAUACUGCAUUCUAGCAGUAGCUGCUGCCCUGCGCAGACCCCCUCCACAGCUCCCCGAACACCAGGUCCGCUACCAGCUCGGUGUCCGUGGCAAGACCAGGGAGGGCUACGACUGCUUUGUGCACUAUGACAAAGACUGCACCCCGGCCAAGUCUGGCUCUGAGGCUUCGUCUACACCCUUCUGCCACCCAUACGAUCCCAACUGUUUCAAGUUUACCUCACCCUCCAAUAUUGAGGCCUUAAAGUCCGGUAAGGAUGACGUUAUCCUUCCAGAUCCCGAUUGCGACCCUGAGUAUGACUACCACUGCCGUUUGCGUCGAGCCAAACCCAGCGCCUCCGCUGAUGGUCCAAUCCCCGAUGAAACAAAGGCUACAAAGGGGGCUGCUGUGCCACGCUUUGAAGACUUCCUCCGAGGUGUCAUGAGCCAGCACAAAUAAGUUUCAACACCCGCUGCACAGUUGUUCUAGAUAGAAAUAUCUUAGUGUAAGUCUGUGAGGCCAAUGAAUCAUUCACAGCACAAAUGAACUUUAAAUUAGCAACACAGAUUAGAAAAUAUGGAGGUUUGACUCAAAUAAGCAACAUAGACAGUCACAUUGGUAAAAACUGGAAAUCAUGUUUGUAUAAAAUCGAUGUUCAGAAG
Nematolebias whitei (Rio pearlfish) is the source of this 1530-nucleotide messenger RNA. RefSeq names its product actinodin2 (gene and2). The transcript has 3 exons. Bases 14 to 1327 code for a protein of 437 amino acids. Lineage: Eukaryota; Metazoa; Chordata; Actinopteri; Cyprinodontiformes; Rivulidae. The record is from RefSeq and is a predicted model, not a curated record.